Messenger RNA from Centropristis striata (black sea bass), 7088 nucleotides. Its product is annotated as trichohyalin. Lineage: Eukaryota; Metazoa; Chordata; Actinopteri; Perciformes; Serranidae. The coding region runs from base 20 to 6304 and encodes 2094 amino acids. The record is from RefSeq and is a predicted model, not a curated record. Gene Ontology annotation, molecular function: GTP binding. The transcript is spliced from 3 exons.
ACAGAGAGAGAGAGAGGUGAUGGACACGACGGAUGAGAACUGCAGUCCAGUCAUCGUGACGAACGGCGCUUAUCCGGUACGCUGCACUGAGGAAGUACUUCUCCCUUUCUUCACAGAUGAGAGUCUGCAGGCCGCUAUGGACUCACAGCACCUUCCUGCCUCCCACGGCGCCCCUCCGGUGCUCUCAGAGCUCAGGCUGGUCCUCCUGGGCAGGAAAGGAGUAGGGAAGAGCGCAGCGGGCAACACCAUCCUGGGAGUAGCAGGAGGCUUCGAGAGUGGGAAGCCCACGGAGGAGUGUGUGAAGAGGCGAGCCGAUGUGGCGGGGAGGAAAAUCACGGUGGUGGACACUCCGGGGUGGGAGUGGUACUACCCGCUCAACAGCACCCCCAACUGGGUGAGGAGGGAGACUUUACGGAGCGUGUCUCUGUGCCCGUCAGGACCCCACGCCGUGCUCCUGGUGGGGCGAUCCUGCGCCUCGGUAACUGAGGACUACAUCAGGGAGAUAGAGGAGCACCUGGAGCCGCUGGGGAAAGGAGUUUGGGAGCAUGUCAUGUUGCUGUUCACCAGAGGAGACGAACUAGGCCUGGGCUCCAUGGAGCAGCGGAUCCUGACCAGCGGCCCGGCGCUCCAGAGGCUCCUCCAGAAGUGCGGGAACAGAUACCACGUCGUGAAUAACCUCAGCAAAGGAGACGAGGCGCAGGUUAAAGAGCUGAUAAGGAAGCUGGAGGAGAUGGUGGCGGGGAAGAAAAGCAGGAGCGGUCACUUUGAGAUGGAUAAUACGGUGCUGGUGGGUCUGGAUGCAGACGGGAAGAGGAGAGCGAGGGAGAGGAGGAAGAAGCAGAGGCAGAUGGAGGCGCAGCUGCAGAGAGGGACCAUCAAAGCUGCUCUGAUGAGAGAUGAUCUUCAGGGCUCGGAGCUCGACGCCCACCAGUCGUUCUCCAAAGCUCCCCAUCGUUUACACGAGGUCAGACUGGUUCUCCUGGGCGAGCGAGAAACUGGAAAGAGCUCUGCCGGGAACACCAUACUGGGCAAGACGGGCUUCUUCCAGUCCGGGGCGGUAACAGAGGAGUGCAUCCGGCAGCAGGCGGAGGUGGCCACGCGGCUGGUGACGGUGGUGGACACUCCGGGCUGGGAGGGAGGCGUCGCCGGCGCCACACCGGAGAGGGUGAAGAGGGAGAUUGUCAGUAGUGUGGCCUUGUGUCCUCCGGGGCCCCACGCGCUCCUGCUGACUCUGAGGGUGGAUACACUGGUGAGGGUUGGACAUGUGAGGGAACAUCUGGAGCUUCUGGGCGAGGGGGUCUGGAGACACACGAUAUUGCUGUUCACACACGGGGAUCAGCUCCGGGAGGGGGUGGACAUCGAGCAGCACAUCCAGAGCGGAGGCAGGGACCUCCAGUGGCUGCUGGAGAAGUGCAGGGGCAGGUACCACGUCAUCAGCAGCGCGGAGGGAAGUGGAGGUUCUAGUAAAGUGACAGAGCUCCUGCAGAAGGUGGAAAAGAUGGCGGCAACGAACAGGUGCGAGGCUUUCUCCGGCCUGGUUCAGGAAGUGAGAGAUCUGAGCCGGCAGAGGAACGAGAAGUUCAACCAGCGCCUGAAGGAGAUGGGAGAUAAAAUGUCACGUCAGGAGGACGAGUUGAAAAACAUGAGGGAGAGGGAGAUGAAAAGAAUCAGGUGGUUUUUCGACAGGAAGAAAAAGGUGAAAUCGCCCGGGAAGGCAGACGUUCAAAGGGAAGAAGAGGAGGAAGAGGACAGGAGGAUGGACGAGAGAAAGAAUGAUAUUGGGGAGCUGGAGGACAGGAUGCGAUGGCUGACAGAGGAUAAAGAGAGAGAAAUUCAGGAUCUGAGCAUAGAAAACGAGAGAAUCCGCGUGGCUUUAAACCAGAGCAGAAGAGAAAAGGACGAGGCAACGCUCAACCUGGAGCGAAGAGAGAGAGAGAUCGAGGAGCUGAAAGAGAGAAUUGACGAGCAGCAACUGAAGCUGCUCGACCUUGAGCGUGCCAGCGUGGAGAACGAACACAAGAGAAAACAGAGGGAGGACACCAUUAAAGCGAAGGAACAAGAGUGGAUGAGUGAGGUUAAGAAACUGGAAGAAAACAUAGAGCUGCAGAAGAAAGAGAUAGCCGAGUGGAUGGAAGAAGUUGAGUCUUUAAAAGCAGAAAUGGAAGAGAAUAAAAGACACCAUGAAGAUGUUCUAGGGAGUAAAGAACAAGAAAAAGACAGGGAGAUGGCCGAGAUGGAAGAAAAACUAAAGCAAGAGAUGGAAAUCAAACUGCUUGAGAAAGACAAAGAGCGGGAAGAAAUGAGGCUGAAGGCCACAAAGGAAGAGCAGGCAACUCUCGAUAACAUAAAGAAAUGUGAAAAAAUGAUGGAGAUGAAAGUUGAAGAAAUUAAAUCACAACACAAGAAAGAGAUAGAGAGGAAAAUGCACGAGAAAGAGACAGAGAUACAAGGCGUAAAACUGCAGAAUCAGGAAGAGACGGAGAGAAAAAUUAGUGAAAUAGAAAAAAUGAUGGAGACAAUGAAAGUUCAUCAUCAAAAAGAAGUUAGUCAGAAGUUGAGAGAUGCAGAAAGGGUCAAACAACAGCAUGACAAUGAAAUAAAAGAAAAACAAAGACAGAUUGCAGAGCUGGAAGAGCAGUUUGCAAAAGAAAGAGAAGAACAAAAACAAGCAAAAAAGAGAGAGAUAGCAGAGUUAGAGCAAAGGUAUCUUGUCCAAAUAAAAGAGAAGGAAACAAAUGAUAUUAACUACAAAAAAGAAAUGGCAGAGAGGAUCCAAGAGAAAGAAAAAGAGGUAGAAGUGUUAAAAGGGCAGCAUCAGGAAGAACUGUCAGGAAAAAUGAACGAAAUGGAAAAACUAAUGGAAGCGAGGAGAGCUGAACACGAGAAGGAAAUAGACAGAAAAGUGAAAGAGAAGGAGGAAAUGGUCCAAAAGCAGUACGGUGAUAAAAUAAGGGAUGUGGAGGAGGAAAGACAAAGAGAGAUCAAAGAGCUGAAAGUACAGUUUGCAGAAAAAAUUGAGGAACAAUUGCAGGAAAGACAAAGACAGAUAAGAGAGUUAGAGCAACAGCAUUUCGCCCAAACAGAAGACGCGGUGCUAGAAAAUGAAACAGAGAAGGAAAUGAUGGCUGAAAAUCAUAGAAAAUACAUGUUGCAACAGAUGGAGGAGAGAGAUGGACUGAUAGAGGAGUUAAAACGUCAGCACGAUAAUGAAAUCAGAGAAAAAAUGCGAGAAAGUGAGCAGGAGAAAGAAAGAGUUGUCGUGAAUCUCAAGAAAGAGAUGGAGCAAAGAGUGGAGGAGAAGGAGAAAGAGAUAGAGGAGAUCAAACAGAAUAUAAAAGAAAUGAAGGAACAAAAGGAAGAGAAAGAAAUUGAUCUUAUAAAUUACAUGAGAGAAAUGGAGAAAAAGUUGGGAGAAAAAGAAAAAGAAGUUGAGGCAAUGAAGGUGAAUGUUGAAGAAAUUAAUGAAAAGCUGCAACAAAAGGAGCAGGAAGUGAUGGAUCAUUUAAAUUACAAGAAAGAGAUGGAGCAAAGACUGGAGGAGAAGGAGAAAGAGAUAGAGGAGAUUAAAAUUAUUGUGAAAGAAAUGAAGGAACAAAAGGAAGAGAAAGAAAACAAUAAUUUAAAGUACAAGAAAGAGAUGGAGCAAAGGCUAGAGGCAAAGGAGAAGGAUACAGAAGUGAUGAGAGAACAUUUUAGAGAGCUUGAGCAACAAUGGCGGCAGACAGAAGAGCAAAGAGAGGGAGAUUACUUAAACCACAAGAAACAGAUGGAGCAAAAACUCCAAGAAAAAGAAAGAACGAUAGAGAAACUGAAUCAGCAUAUAAAGGAUAUCGACGAAAUCCUGCAGAGGAAAGAAGAAGAGAGGGGAGAAAUUAUUCUGAGUCAAAAGAAAGAGGCAGAGCAGCGGCUGCAGGACAGAGAACAAGAGAUGGAGGAGAUGAAAGUGCAGCUUUUAGACGAGACGGAGAGAAAACUAAAGGAAAAGGAAGCUGAGAUGAAAAGUGUGAGACAACAGGCCGACGAGACAGAGACGAGAUGGAGAGAGAAGGAGGAGAAAGGAGAGAAGGAGUUAAAGAGACUGUUAGAAAUCAUUGACGAGAAAACAAAUGAAAUAACACAAGUGCAGUGUCUUCUCGGAGAGAGAGAAAGUGAGAUUGACAAGGCGAAGGAGACAUGUGCAAACUACUUAGAAGAAAUUGAAGAGCUGAGAGAAAGCUGUAAAAACCAAACCGCAAGUAUUAUCAAUAUACAGCAGCAGGAGAGGAAAAAAGAGGCUGAGAUGAUGGAAAAACUUCAGGAGAAAGAUGAAGAACUGAGGCAGAGAGACAGAGAAAACGAGAAAGAGAUCGCCCAACUGAGGCUAACGAUGGAGCAGACCAAGUCGGAGCUCAAGGAGCUCACCGGCAGGAUGGAGAAGGAGAUGACGAGCAUGAUUCAGGAGUACGAAAAGGAGAUUGCGAGGAGGAACGAGAGCGCAGAAUCCAUCACGGAGGAGAGGGAUUGUGCAGUUAAUCGCUCAGAGGAAGUCACGGAGAAAUACGAGGAAAGUCGGAGGAGAGUUGAGGAGCUGCAGGAGCAAAACGAGAAGCUGAGGAAGGAGACAGAGAACCUCAAAAUAAUGUGCGAGGAGCUGAAGAAAGAGAGCGAAGAAGAAGUUAGGAAGCAUCUCAGGGGAUAUGAAGAGCAGGUGAGGAGCAUAGAGGGAGAGAUACAGAGUAUUCUUAAAGAGAGAGAGGUGGAGGUCGGGGGGUUGAAGGAGGCAAAUAAGACACUGCAAGUAGAGAUAGAAAGGAUGAAAGAGAGAGAAAGUGAUGCAGAAAGGAGGAUAAAUGAGAUGUAUUUCCAGAAAGAAAGAAUGAAUGAUGAGGAAAAAGAAGUAGGGGAAAGGGAGCAGGUUCUGAGUAGAAACGAAGAGGAGUUGAGGAAAAGAGGACAUGAGCUUGAUGCAAAAGAGGAAGAGCUUGUGGAAAAAGAGGUGAAGUUAGAAAGUAAGGAAAAAGAGCAGGAGACAAAGGAUAAAGAUGCGAGCAUGAGAGCGAAAAACAUCGAGAAAAGGGAAAGAGAGCUGGAGAGCUUGCUUCGAGCUCUGGAGGGCAAACAGAAAGAGCUGAACUGCCACGGUCAAGAUCUUCAGGAGAAGGUGAAAGGGCUGAGAGAUCAGGGGAAGGAGCUCAAAGACAGGGAGUAUUACUUGAGGAAUGAGGAGCAGGGGUUGCUCAACUGGAAGUCAGAGCUGCAGGUGCAAAACGAGCAGGUGAACUGGACAACGCAGCAGCUGGACGAGAUGGGGAGAGACUUGGCUCUGCUGAAGGAGGAACUUCACGCCAAGGAGAAGAAAUUAAAGGAGUCACUUAAGAAACUGAACAAAUGGGAGCAGAAUCUGAAAGAACGAGAGGAAAGGUUGCGCAAAAGCGACAACGGACAAUAUGAGGUUGAUGAUGAAGUGCACGAGAGGAAUUCUUUCGAUCUGACGGACGGGGUUGAGAGUUCAGAAGACGAGGUCAUUGAGAAAAGGGACAAGGGAAGAGGAAGAGAGUCAGAUAGAGGAGAUCAGAGGAUGGAAACAGCAUCGUCAGCUGCAGGGAGCAAUAACUGUCAUCUAGAAGAGAUAAAAACUGCUGAGGGAAAGGAAGAGACGAGAGGAAGAGAAGGGACGAGGAGGACAGAAGGUAGAGAGGAUCUGGAAAGGGCAAAGGUCGUUAGAGAUUUUGAGUUUUUAUCUGCAAGUCAGGGUCACAGGCGGUUAAACAACAAAGGCCGUACAGGGUCAGAUCUAAGGGUGGUGGUGUUAGGGGAGUCCUGGUCCUCUCGCUCCCCAGGAGGGGUCACCAUCCUGUGUGGAGAGGCCGCCAAACCCAACGGCUCUACCUGGAGAGGUCAGGUAGCCGGACGCCAACUAGCCGUUGCAGAACCGCUCGGUCUGAAGUGGCAAGACGGACCGGAUCGGAGCGACGCAAAGCAAAGCAAAAGCAUCCUGGACUGCGUCUCCUGGUGCCACCCGGGACCAGACGUGGUCCUCCUGCUCAUGCCGGCCUUCCUGACCUGCACGCAGCAGUACAAGAGAGCGGCGGAGGAGCACGUGAGUUUGCUCGGGGAAGACAUUUGGCGGCGCACGCUGGUGCUGUUCACGUGGGGGGAGAUGUUGGGGGAGAGAGCAGAGCAGCACAUCCUGAGGAACGGGGAGCUGCUGGGGCUGGUGGGGAGGUGCGGGGGCAGGUAUCACGUGCUCAGCAGCAAGAGGAGCAACUCUGUGAUUGAGGGAUUGUUUGAGAAGAUGGAGGAUAUCGUAGCUUUGAACAGCUAGGAUGAGACUGUGUAAAAAAUAUAAUCUAAAAACUGUUUUUUUCAUCUUGUUUGAAUACUUUUGAAUAAAGUAAAUAGGUGAAUGAAGUAAUCUGAUUUUCUAUUUAUUGUUGUCAAAUUAUACAGUUUUAAGUUCACACUUAAGUCCAAAAUAUACAUUUUCCUCUUUGCAGUAGUUUCAAACUGGUUUGUUAAGGAGUGAGUUGCCAAAUGUUUUAGAUAUGCACCUUAGAAAUGUCUGCCUUCUCUUGCAUAUAAUGGAACUCAAUUUGCACUCAGCUUGUGGUGUUUAAACCAUAAAAUAAAAAUACCAAGGUCUGUUUCCUGAAAUCAUGACCCAAUUACUCGAAAUAAUGUGCAAACCUUGUUGUGAGCCAUUUAACUCUCUGAACAUACUGUAUGUUUUCUUAAAAAGAUUGCCAAAAAUACACAGAUCAUCACAGAAAGAAACUGUAAAAGCAGGCAUUAUUGUUGUAAUUACGGCUGGGCGAUAUGGACCAAAAGUCAAAUCCGGAUAUGUUUAGGCUGAAUAUCAAUACGAAAUAUAUCUCAAUAUUUUUAUCGCAAAAUGACAGCAAAUGUUCAGUCACAGUCAAAUAGGACAUGUCACCAGUAAUUUUACUGAAACUGUUUAUUUAAGUGAACAUAAAUACUGUAUAACAUCAGGAGUACCUUUUUAAAAAAAUCAAAGCUCCAUAAAGUGCACAUUUAAAUAAAAAAAUAUCUUAAAUAAAAUAGCCUAUGAAAUAAAAUAGGGUAAUCUUUUUCUGAAAUGAAUAUAUUUA